Hordeum vulgare subsp. vulgare (domesticated barley) is the source of this 1627-nucleotide messenger RNA. RefSeq names its product tetracycline resistance protein, class A-like. The record is from RefSeq and is a predicted model, not a curated record. Bases 86 to 1393 code for a protein of 435 amino acids. Gene Ontology annotation, biological process: transmembrane transport. Gene Ontology annotation, cellular component: membrane. Lineage: Eukaryota; Viridiplantae; Streptophyta; Magnoliopsida; Poales; Poaceae. The transcript is spliced from 14 exons. Gene Ontology annotation, molecular function: transmembrane transporter activity.
AAGGCACGUCACGCAGCAUAGACAUAGGAGAGGAGAGAAAGAGAGGGAGAGGGGGUUCGUUUAUCGAUCGGGGUAAAAACUGAAGAUGAAGGAGGCCGCGGCGGAGCUUGGGCACCUGCUGGUGUUCGCUUUCCUCUUCUGCCUCGGCGCCUUCAUGGUGGUGCCGGUGAUCACCGACGUGACGAUGGCGGCGCUCUGCCCCGGCGAAGACCAGUGCUCCCUCGCCAUCUACCUCACCGGCCUGCAGCAAGCCAUCACAGGGCUGGGUGCGCUCGUGGUGACGCCGGUCAUCGGCAACCUCUCCGACAGAUACGGCCGCAAGGCGCUGCUCGCUCUCCCGGCGACCUUGUCUGUCGUCCCACUGGCCAUCAUGGCUUUCAACCAGACGAGGCCGUACUUCUACGCCUUCUACGUCGCCAAGACGCUGACGGCGAUGGUCUCCGAGGGCGCCAUGAUGUGCCUCUCGCUCGCCUACGUGGCCGACAAGGUGCCCGAGGGGCGGCGAGCGGCGGCCUUCGGGGUGUUCUCCGGCGUCUGCACCGCCGGCUUCGUCGGCGGCACCAUCGCGGCCCGCUUCCUCUCCGUGUCCUCUACGUUCCAGGUGGCGACGUUGGCGUCGGUUGCCGCGGCGGUGUACCUGAGGGCCUUCGUCCAGGAAACGGACCGGGGAGCAUCGCUGCUGCGCGACGAGGAGGCCUCGCGCUUGCUCUUCGCUCCCUCCUCCAGCCCCGAGGAGGCGUCGCCGAGGCUCCCGCCUCUCCGCAAGGCGCCGUCGCUGUCGGAGAUGGCCACCCUUCUUACCAGCAGCUCAACUUUCACGAGGGCGGCGGUCGUCACAUUUUUCCACAGCCUUGGUGAAACAGGCCUGCAAACUGCAUUAUUGUAUUUCCUGAAGGCCCAAUUCCACUAUACCAAGAACCAGUAUGCUAAUUUGUUGCUUAUUAUUGGCAUUACAGGAAGUUUCUCACAGCUGACCGUGAUGCCUCUCUUAGCGCCAAAGCUGGGUGAGAAAAAGCUACUUGUUGUGGCACUUACAGGGAGCUGCGUACAUGGAUUCCUAUACAGCAUUGCAUGGUCAUUCUGGGUUCCUUACCUUGCUGCAAGCUGUGUGAUUCUAAGCAUUCUGGUCAGCCCUUGUAUACGGAGCAUUGUAUCAAAAAAAGUAGGGCCUUCUGAGCAGGGAAUGGUUCAAGGCUGUAUCACAGGAAUCAGCUCAACUGCAAGUGUCAUAUCUCCUCUAGUUUUUACUCCACUCACAGCCUGGUUCCUAUCAGAGACAGCACCUUUCAACUUCAAAGGCUUCAGCCUGGCUUGUGCUGGAUUUGCUACGUUGGUGGCACUCACAAUGAGCAUUAAUAUGAGGCCAGCAGAGCUUCAGACAGAUACCAGAUAGAAGAACUAGUGAAUACAUGUCUAUAUAGAUGAUAGAUGCCUAUAAUGCUAAUACUCUUACUCAGUAUCAAUAGCCGUUGUCAAUUAAGGUAGCUGUUCCAUCCUCUGCAGUUGACAAACAGGGACAGCAAAUAGUGGUGUAAAGUAUCAAAAGUACAAUCAGAUCCACAGGCUUCAGUUUGUAAAUUAUAGUAUUCGAUAACUGACACUACAAGUACAAGGUUGAUUCGACAUA